UGCAGAACCGCUGCGCUGAUUCAGAUUCAGAUCAUCCAGAUCAUCAGACUCUUCCUGAAACAUCUUUAUCGCGGUCAGUCAGAAGGUCAUUUUCAUCUUAUUCACAGACUGAGCCGAUCGUGAGGACUCAUAAAAGCAAGGGUCAGGAUGGUGAACUGCUGUGGUCUCGUGUCUGACAGUAAUGUACCAGUUCCUCUGAAGAGCAUCUCAGUGGAGCUGCAGGUUAAGGAUCACGUGGCCUCCGUCAGCUCCAGUCUGCAGUAUGUCAAUGAGGAGGAGCGCCCCCUGGAGGCCUUGUUCGUCUUCCCGCUGCCCGCCGAUGCCGCCGUCUGCCACUUCAGUGCCAAGAUCGGAGAGCAGGAGAUUGUGGCGGAGGUGCAGGACAAACAGAGCGCGCGGGAUCAGUAUGAUGAUGCUGUGAGUUCGGGUCAGCAGGCGUUUCUGCUGGAAGAGAGCGAUGCGAGUUCAGAUGUGUUCAAACUGAGUGUCGGGUGUUUGUCUCCGGGUCAGACUGCCAUCAUCUCCAUCGUCUACAUCAUUGAGCUCAGUGUUCAGGCCGAUCAUGCGCUGCGCUUCAGUCUGCCGGCUGUACUCAACCCCAGAUACUCACCUGCAGCUUCAGCAGCCAGUGUUCCAGAAGUUUCCUCAGCAUGUGUUAUUCCCUACACACUGUCUCUGAGUGUCGAUGUGAGAUCUUCAGACCGCAUCUCCAGACUGGAGUCCAGCUGCCCUCUGGAUCCUCUGGUGUUCCUCUACCCGGAUCAUACUCAUGCCACGGUGAAUCUGAGUGCGGGUCACCGGUUCGAUAAGGAUGUAGAGCUGUUUCUGUACUAUGAGAAUACCCAUCAGCCCACUGCUGUAGUGGAGGCCGGAGCACCCACAGCUCAGACAGGGUGUUUGAUGGGCGACCCGGUGCUCAUGAUCAGUUUGUACCCAGAGUUUCCUGCGGACGUGUUGUCAUCAUUGGCAUCUCAAGGCGAGUUUGUUUUUGUGGUUGACAGAUCUGGCAGUAUGGAAUGCAGGAUGCAUCAUGGGAAAGACGUACAGAUGCGCAUUGAAAGUGCAAGAGACACGCUGUUGUUGCUGCUGAAGAGUCUGCCCAUGGGAUGCUACUUCAACAUCUAUGGAUUCGGCUCUCGAUUUGAGUCCUUCUUCCCUCAGAGUGUUGUGUACAGCGAGGACACAAUGGAAGAGGCUCUACGGAGAGUAAAGGACAUGGAUGCAGACAUGGGCGGCACAGAGAUCCUACAGCCUCUGAAACACAUCUACAGUCAGCCCUGUUACCCAGAUCACCCCCGACAGUUGUUCAUCUUCACUGAUGGAGAGGUGUGGAACACUAAAGAGGUGCUGGAUCUGGUGAAGAGUCAGGCUUACUGCCACAGGUGUUUCUCCUUCGGGAUCGGUGAGGGUGCGAGUACGGCUCUCAUCACAGGAAUGGCCAGAGAAGGUUCUGGUCACGCUCAGUUCAUCACAGGCACUGACCGCAUGCAGCCCAAAGUGAUGCAGUCACUCAGGUUUGCUCUCCAGCCGGCUGUGGAUAAUAUCUCUGUGGACUGGACCGUUCCUGAGGGCGUUACAGUGGACACGCUGUCACCACCCAUCAACACCCUGUUCCAGGGUCAGAGGGCACUCAUCUACGCUCAGCUGAAAGGACAGAGUUCAGGAAAGGCAGAAGGAGCUGUAACUGUGAAAUACAGACUGAAGGACCAACCAGUGACUAACCAGCUCCAGUUUACUCUCAAACCAACGGAAGACACAGGACUGACGAUCCACCAGCUGGCGGCCCGGUCUGUGAUCCGCUCUCUGGAGCUGGAGGAGCGGGCCGGAGGAGCAGACGCGGAGGCCGUCAGGAGCAGGAUCGUGGAGCUCAGUGUUCAGGCAGGAGUGAGCAGCGUUCAUACAGCCUUCAUCGGUGUUAAUAAAGACAGCAAACAGACGGUGAAAGGGCCGCUGCUUCAGAGGAGAGUGCCAGUACAGGCAAUGGCGGCUCCAUUGAUGGCUUGUUCUGGAAUGCCAAGGUUGUCUUCCCGUAAAGCAGGUGGUUCUAUAAUGUCACGCGCCUGUAGAUCAGUGGCUAAGUUCUUCAGCUCACAACCUCCUCCUGAUUCGUCUGAUGAAUGUUGUGCUUUACGUCCAGCCGAACCCGAGCCCAGAUGGACCCUUUGCUCCAGCUGGUCUCUCUUCAGAAGGCCUCGGGAUGCUGGGAGCUGAACUACGAAUUAGCUUACGUGUUUGGGAAGACCGUGGACGAGGUGACCAAUCACAGACCGGCACAGGUGGACGGGUCAGUGUGGGCCACCGUUCUGGCUCUGAUCUGGUUAUACUCGUGUAGAUCAGGUGACCAGGUGGAGUGGCAGUUUGUGGCCAUGAAGGCGGCGUCAUGGAUCCGCUCUCAGAAAC
This is a messenger RNA of Megalobrama amblycephala (Wuchang bream), 2400 nucleotides long. RefSeq names its product von Willebrand factor A domain-containing protein 5A-like. The record is from RefSeq and is a predicted model, not a curated record. The transcript is spliced from 19 exons. The coding region runs from base 148 to 2211 and encodes 687 amino acids. NCBI's taxonomy places the organism in Eukaryota, Metazoa, Chordata, Actinopteri, Cypriniformes, Xenocyprididae.